AGAAUAUAUAUAUUAUAAAGGCAGAAUGGGUUCUUUGAAUCUAAAGGGACCGGUUGUGAUCCCCACUGUUCGUGCCAAAGUAGUAGGGCUUUGCAGUGUUCCUUUAAUUGGACCAAUGAAGGCUAAUUGUAUUCGAACUGAAUUUUGGGGACUCAAGUGUAGCAGAGAUAAGGCCACUGUUCUUUCUUUCCAUAUAAACAUGCAAAAGUGCAAGAGCAAGACUGUGCAUUGCAGUUUCAAGUCACCUUCAAAUGGGAGCGGAAGUACGGUUGAGAAUUUUGAUGAAAAGGAUGAAGAUUAUGUUAACUCUAGCGUGGUUGAAGCUAGUAUGUUCAGCUUAGCUAAUUCAAUAUAUGAUGAUGCAUUGUGUGGUCAAACAUUGUUUCUUGUUUUGCUUUUGUGAAAUAGAUUUGUUCUGUGAAUUUUGUAUGUAGUUGAGGUGAGGAG
Messenger RNA from Arachis ipaensis, 447 nucleotides. Lineage: Eukaryota; Viridiplantae; Streptophyta; Magnoliopsida; Fabales; Fabaceae. The record is from RefSeq and is a predicted model, not a curated record.